Molecule: messenger RNA, 408 nt
Organism: Tetrahymena thermophila SB210
Lineage: Eukaryota; Ciliophora; Oligohymenophorea; Hymenostomatida; Tetrahymenidae
Product: response regulator receiver domain protein
Exons: 2
Biological process (GO): cytokinin-activated signaling pathway; phosphorelay signal transduction system
Source: RefSeq, a predicted model, not a curated record
AUGAGUAUACAUGUCCUAUUUGCUGAGGAUGAUAACUUUUAAAGAUUAGCUGUUACACAUAUUUUACAACUAUGUAAUUACUAGGUUACUGCUGUAGAAAACGGCAGAAUAGCUAGAGAUAUACUUCUAAAAUAAGAUUAAAAAAUUGAUAUAGUCUUAUUAGAUAUAAGAAUGCCCGAAAUGGAUGCGCUAGAAUUAUUAAGCUUUAUGUAAGAACACAGCGAAAAUUUAUAAAAAAUACCAGUUGUGAUAAUAUCUUUAAACGAUUUAGAAAUUCAGACAUUUUUAGAAAGAGGAGCAAAAGAUUUCAUUAUUAAGCCAAUGAAAAUAUAAAAUGCAAAAGCUAUUGCAAAAUAUGUACAGAUAGAAGAUCAAGGAGAUAAAAAUUCUGAUAUAUCCAGAAUUUGA